AGGACCCCCCUUCGGCUCAUGGCCACCAGGGGGCCCAGGGCGCCCCCGGAGCCGCGAUGGGCGCCCUGGCCGUCGACUUCGAGGUGCUCCCCGGGGAUGACCCGAGGAAGGACCCGAGCCCGCUGCAGGUGCUGGAGGAGCUGCGGCAGCAGCUGCAGGACCCUACGAGCAGCCUGCGGUGCGGUGAGUUCGGCGACGUGGAAGCCUACCUCGCCCUACCCGGGGAACCCGACCCGUACGGGGCGCCCACCUCCGAGAGCGAGGCGGUGUACGCGCCAGCAGCAGGCUGGGCGAUCGGGGACACGGGGCGCAGCAGGGACACAGGCCACGGUAGCCUCGGUUUCCCCGACGCUGGAGGCGGCGUCGACCUUGGGCAUCAUCCUCGAGGCGGCCUCGCGGGUACCGCGUGGAAGGCCGAGGUCCCGGACGAGAUCUCGCACCGGGUGCAGCGCAUCGAGAGGGAGCUGGCGCGCACGGCUGCCGGCGGACGCGACCCCGGCUACGUUGGGCCGGGCCAGCACGAGGCUCAGGACGCCAGCGAGCUCCGGGAGCUCGAGGAGAAGUACGCCAGGCUGCAGCAGCGUCUCGCCACGGCCGAGGACCUGAUUCGCAAGGGCUUGUCCGCGUCCAGGGGCGCCGUGCGCGAGACGGAGGCCACCGAGUUUGCGCUGCAGGAGAGGGGGGAGCAGCUCGCGUUCGCCAAGGACCAGUGGGUCAGGGAGACCAUCCGCGCCUCGAAGCUGGCGGACACGAUAACCGCCCUGGAGGAGAAGCUUGCGGACCGGGAGCGGACGCUGCGGGAGGUGACCGAGCGGUACAGCACCACGACGUUGGAGGUGAAACACCUCCAGCAGCUGGUGACGGGCGACGCGGCUGGGCCGGGGCUGGACCCGCGCGGCCUGGACCCGCACUACGUGCAGAGGCCGCAGCCGCAGCCGCAGCAGCCCAAUGCGCGGACCUCGCCAGCACUGCCCUCUUCCCCGCCGCGAGCCAGCUGGCCCUCCGGAAGGUCCGAUACCCUGCCGGACACCAACUCUGAGAAGUACAGGUCCUUGUGCCUCGUGAACGACGCUGUACUCUACGAGGACGUGCUGCGAAUCUUUCCUGUACAAACGGACAGGCUGCUCCAGAUCGGCGUCAAGGCGGAGUACUCGGGCUCGGAGGGGCGCCUGGCCGUUUAUUUUGCCAACAAAGGUGCUACGGCGUUGCAGGCGUUCGGCGUGCAGUAUAUCGUCAACGACCCCAACUCCCUGAGGCUCGAUGCGGCGCCGGUCAGCCAGCAGCUGAACGCGGGCCAGCAGGUCGUCCAGAUGGUGAGCGUCGUGUGCCUCGGCCCGUUCUGCGAGCCGCCCUGGCUGCGGCUGCGGUACAUCCUCGCGGACGCGAGCCCCUGGAGAGGCCAGAUGAGAUUUCCCAUCGUGCUCCCCAAGUUCAUGACAGGGCUGGAGCUGACCCCCAGCCAGUUUUUCGCAGACUGGCGGCGGCAGGACUUCGCCCUGAGCGAGAGCACAGGCCUGGUGGUGCUGUCCGGGAGGCUCCAGGGGAGCCCGCUGCAGAUCGCCAGGCUCCCAGGCGGCCGCGGGCGGGCGCGCUGCGGAGCCAUGGGCGCCGCUCAUGUGGCCAUGGGCUUUCACGACCCAGCGCGGAUUGGAGAUGGAUGGGCGCCGCACAGGCCCUGGGCGGCGAAGUUCGAGGCUCAAGCCAAGCAGAUCGCAGCGCUCACCUCCAAGAUCGAAAGGAUGACCACGGGUGGUCCUGGCGCAGCCCCCCCAGCGGGGACGGGCUCAAGUCGGGGGCCCAAGUCGGAUCCGAACCCGAAGGAGGACGAGGCGGACAAGCUUCGUGAACGGAUCGAGGUGCUGUCGCAGACCAUCCAGAACUUGGAUUCGGAGAAGGACCAGAAGCUCAAGCCGCAUAUCACCCAGCACACCAACGCGGGCCACGUGCUCGCAGAGCUGGAGCGCAAACGCGCGGUGGCGGUCCAGAAGAAGAAAAAGCAGGAGGAGGCUAAGGCUGCAGCCAUCCAGGAGAUCGGCAAGCAGGACGAAGCCAUAAUCAAGCUCGACGCAGAGAUUGUGCAGGCCAAGCGCGCGCUGGCGAGCACCAUCCCUGAUGACGUGUUCUUCGAUUGCGAUGAGGCAGGGUUCGGUGUCGACCAAGAGGUCAAAUACAUGCUCGCCUCGCGAGCAUGGAAGCGCUACCAGGACAAGGAGCCAGAUGAUCACGACGUGGACGCCCUCUGGCAGGCAUCCAAGGGCGAGAAGUGGAACUUGCUCGAGCACCUGCGCACCAUGGGGUACAAGAGGCCGAAGCGUGGGUGA
Prorocentrum cordatum is the source of this 2321-nucleotide messenger RNA. NCBI's taxonomy places the organism in Eukaryota, Dinophyceae, Prorocentrales, Prorocentraceae. The record is from the annotation of a GenBank genome assembly.